This is a messenger RNA of Schistosoma spindalis, 900 nucleotides long. Lineage: Eukaryota; Metazoa; Platyhelminthes; Trematoda; Strigeidida; Schistosomatidae. The record is from the annotation of a GenBank genome assembly.
AUGUCUAAAGUUAAGGUUGGAAUUAUUGGGGGUUCUGGAUUCGACGACCCAAAUUUAUUCAAAAAAGUAGGAGUGCGACAAGUGACUACUCCAUUUGGAAAGCCGUCCGAUGCUCUUAUCGAAGGUUUUGUUGGAGAUGUUGCAUGUGUUGUGCUUCCCAGACAUGGUAAAGGACACUUAAUUCCUCCCAGUGAAGUCAACUAUCGCGCGAACGUUUGGGCGUUGAGAGAUCUCGGGUGUACUCAUAUAUUAGCUACUAACGCUUGUGGUAGUCUACAGGAGGACUUGGUACCUGGAGAUUUCGUUGUUCUUAAUCAGUUUUUGGAUAAAACUUGGGGUCGUGAAAAUACGUUUUAUGGAAGUAAACCUGAUUCAUUGAAAGGCGUCUUACAUAUGCCUAUGGCAGAACCAUUUUGUGAAAAAACACGUCAGAUGUUAAUCCAAGCGGCCAGAAAUAAAUCAAUAAAUGUUUAUGACAAAAAAACUAUGGAUAAAUCCGCCUGUAUUCAUCCAUGUGUACAUACUGAAGGUUCUGCAGUAACUAUUAAUGGUCCACGUUUUUCAACUCGUUGCGAAUCAUUUGUUCAUAAAGCAAUGGGAUUGGAUAUAGUUAACAUGACAUUAGUUCCUGAAGUUUCAUUGGCUCGUGAAGCUGGUUUAAGUUAUGCUUCUAUAGCAAUUGUUACAGAUUUUGAUUGUUGGAAAGCAGAUGAGGAACAUGUCUGUGUUGAUAUGGUUUUGGAACAGUUUCGUAAAAGUAUUGUUCACGUUAGAGAAAUUUUAUUAGAAGCUGUGGCAUUGAUUGGCGCCCAAGACUGGACAGAAACUAUUGAAGCAAAUAAGGCGCUAGUGUCGAGCUCGCGUCAAGACUUGCUUCAUCAAGAGAGUAAAGGCAAAUAA